AUGAUACUCACCGACACACUUACACCAAGGGCAAUUAUGUUAGCUGAUGAGAACUCACUACGACUACCGAUGAUCGCCCCAAAAGAUGAGGCCUGCGGCCCUUCAACCCCGCCGGGCUCGACCGCUCCCAGCGCCACAAAGCUCAGUAUUCCGCCUCGGAUACGCCUCCCCUCUCGAUCACGGACGGGAUGCUGGACAUGCCGCAGCCGCAAAGUGAAAUGUGAUGAGAGCCGUCCUAAUUGCGGUCAAUGUGCCCGUUUAGGGCAUCGCUGCGAUUAUAGCCCUCGCUUGACCUUCCGCGACGAUACUUCUCGCGUAGUGGAUCGUAUGUCUGAAGUGUCAGUAACUGGGAACGCAGUAUGGGACUCUAAAGCACGCAUUCACUCACCACCCGCCACCCCUAGAAUAUAUGACUCUCUGCCUCCUUUCUUCAUGUUAACAUCAGAUGAUGAGCGUGAGAAGAAAGCUGAGAGCAGUUAUCCGGGCACUUAUCAUGUCAUAGUAAAUCCCGAGAGCUUUUCAAACCUCCCCGAAUACUCUGACGAGACAUCGUCCGUUGAUCUUAGCAUUGGGCGCCUGAAGAUCCGUCGGAGCUCAGGUACCAGCUCGACGCCUAGCCAAAAAGACGAGCUACGCAGCAUUCCUGAAACAAAUGAUCCUAAUACCGUCAUCCUGGAUUGCUUUGAAGAAAGCAACCACCGCUCUCCUCUAUCUCAUGGCACGAGGGCAAGGUUAUCUCCAGCCUCUGAUAUCACUUCUGCAUCUACGCUUGCUUCUCCAACGUUUCCUCCUGAGACCCACAGUGCGCUGGCACUAAAUAUAACAUCUACGAAUAGUAGCCAAGAAGAGCUAUUGCUUAUUCACUUCCGCGACGUAGUCUGGAAGCAACUCCUUCAAGGUCAAUCUAGUCAUUAUCUUUUCUCUCCUAUUUCAAGUCCUGUGACGCCAGGCGUGGAAAUCUUUGAAUAUCUCGCGUCCACAUUUCAACCUUUAUAUCAUGCCAUGAUGGCUGUGUCAGCGCUCAGUCUCGCCCGUCAGCAUCGCAGCAAAAGCAUUGAUGCCCUGCAACACUACCACCAAGCAUUUCCGUCCCUUCAGAUAGCUCUUCACGAUACGAACGACCUCUGCUCCGAUGGCUUGUUUCUAACGCACUUCCUUCUUCUUAUCUACGAGGUCGCCGCUGCUGAAGAGGGUGGUUCUAAUUUGUGGUCCCAUCACAUGUCACAUUUGCUCCAAAUAUCCCUGAUGAGGGUGUCCACUUUUGGGAGUGAACGUUAUCCCUAUAUCGUCUGGCUCGUUUGUAAUAUCGAUCUCCAUGCUCUUCUCAGUGGCGCUGGCACUGGCGACUUUCUAAAGGCAAUGCUCGAGAACGAUAUGCUCCCUGGGAGCGAAAGUCAAUUACAUCCUGUGGCCCCAAGUGGACACAGCAUCAUAUAUCCAGAGGAACACAACACGUUACCCUCUGUUCUCCAGAUCAACCAUGAGACGUUCAUCUUUGCGACGAGGCUAGCUUUUCUUGCCGCCGAUAUUCGGCAGAAAGGUGUUUAUUAUGAUGCUUCACCAACUUCACUGAACUCGGUUGACGCACAAGCACGCCUUUACGAGAUCAGAAACAGUUUUCACCAUUUGUGGGAUUGUCCACAUGCUCGUUACCUUUGUGAGAAUAUGGAUGUCUUACCACAGCGAUCCCGUGAGAUGCUACAAAAUGUAGCAGAGGCUAUCGUAAACUCCAGCCAGUUUGACUUUCGUUUUAUUGUGUUUCCACUUUUCAUUGCUGGUGUCUCAACUUCAUCAGCAGAACAAAAGAUGAUGGCAAUGGAUCUAGUGUCUAGUUUGGAGAAGCAGGGUAUCGGUCGUAAUGCCACAACUACUCGGCAUUUGCUUCAGAUGGUGUAUCAAUCACAAACAGAGCAGCUCAUGACCAUUGGCCACACUGCCAAUGUCGAAUGGGCGGACGUUAUGGUUCGACAGGGGAUGCAGGUUGUCAAUUUUGGGCUGUGA
Messenger RNA from Talaromyces atroroseus, 2001 nucleotides. RefSeq lists its product as hypothetical. Gene Ontology annotation, cellular component: nucleus. Gene Ontology annotation, biological process: positive regulation of transcription by RNA polymerase II. The transcript is spliced from 8 exons. The record is from RefSeq and is a predicted model, not a curated record. Lineage: Eukaryota; Fungi; Ascomycota; Eurotiomycetes; Eurotiales; Trichocomaceae. Gene Ontology annotation, molecular function: transcription cis-regulatory region binding; zinc ion binding; DNA-binding transcription factor activity, RNA polymerase II-specific. Bases 1 to 2001 code for a protein of 666 amino acids.